Messenger RNA from Panicum virgatum (switchgrass), 1486 nucleotides. RefSeq lists its product as uncharacterized. The transcript is spliced from 8 exons. The coding region runs from base 257 to 1486 and encodes 409 amino acids. The record is from RefSeq and is a predicted model, not a curated record. Lineage: Eukaryota; Viridiplantae; Streptophyta; Magnoliopsida; Poales; Poaceae.
GAAAGCAUUAAAAAAAGGGGACAUGAAGAGGUAUGCUGAGAUGCCGCCUCUGUUAAGACAUGAAAAGAUAGUCAAAACUAAUGAAGGAAGACGCCAGAACAGUUAUUUGACAGGUGAACAAAUAAAUACGCCUGUUACCGGGAACUUACAGUCUGUGUUGACGCAACAACAGUCUCCUACAUUAACUAGGGCACGCACUAGAAAUGUGGAUUGAGAUGAUCAGUUUGACUCGGGAUUAUGGGAACCAGAUGAUCCAAUGCAUGGUGUUGAAGAAAAUGAUUUUGACCAACUGAACCCCGAGGAUUAUGGACCUGCUGAUAUAGAGGACAACCAAGCACGCGUAUUUCAUCACCAGGAUUUCCAGUACCAGUAUGCUGUUGAUGCUGAUAUUGGGUACAAAGGUUCGGAUCCGUAUGAUGCAGUGUACAAGGAUCUUCCAAAAAAACAUCAUGUUCUGAAAAAGGCAAAAAAUUGUCAAUUCUGCCAUGCAAAGAGGUUCCCAGGUGAAGGGCCUGCCUUCUGUUGCAGGAAAGGGAAGGUUAAUAUAUAUAUUCUAGAGAUACCGGUUGAGCUCCGCCGCUUGUUUGCCAGUCAGACUGACAACGAUGCAAAAUAUUUUAGGAAGCACAUUCGUUAUUUUAACAGUCACUUCUCAUUCACAAGCUUUGGAGUUUCCAUUGAUCAUAAUCUCGCAUCUGCAAGAGGUACUGGUGUCUAUUGUUUUAAAGCACACGGUCAGAUUUAUCAUAGAUUGGAUCAGUACAACAUUGAACUUAAUACAAGUAUAUCUGUUGAUCAAAGGAGAUAUAAUGCCCCUAGGAUGGAUCAGGUCGCUGCUAUAUGGAUGGAUGGUAAUGACCCUCAGCAGCGGUUUUCUCGCAGCAUAAUAAUAUAUGGCAGUGAGGAUCGACCUCACUAUAUCAGGGCGUACCAUGGUUGCUACGACCCAUUAGCCUACCCUGUGUUGUGUCCUGAUGGUGAGACUGGAUGGGAGGAUAAAAAGAUUGAAUAUCAGGAUCCACCUCCUGCUAAGCCGAAGAGAAAGUAUACGAAGCGUAAGAAUCAAGAUGAUCUUUCUGAUGGGGAAUCAGGCGCAGUUCAGUUGCAGCCUCCUAAAAAGGGAAAACACCGACAUUCAGUGUAUUACAAUUUUAAUGGGGAAGACCAUGAUAUGGAUGAGCAAAGUGGCGAUGAGGAUGAUCCCAAUGAUGAGCUUGAUGACAUAGCUGGUGGAGGAUCUCGGCGUCGCGUCACUGCAAGAGAGUACUAUUGUUUCAAGCUACAGAUUCGUGAAGGUCAAUUCAAUGUGUUCUUUCAUGCUGGUCAGCUCUUCCAGCAAUUUGCAGUAGAUAUGUAUGUCAAGGUUGAGUCAAUGCGUCUAGAUUGGUACGCGAAGCCAGCAAAUCAGGCUAUAAUUCGUGUAGAUUUAUAUCAGGGUCUUCUUGACACGCUCGCCGCUGGAGAGGUUGAUGCUUGUUUUGAGUAA